Messenger RNA from Scomber japonicus (chub mackerel), 1127 nucleotides. It is a transcript of the gene gpia, whose product is annotated as glucose-6-phosphate isomerase a. Gene Ontology annotation, molecular function: carbohydrate derivative binding; glucose-6-phosphate isomerase activity; monosaccharide binding. The annotation marks the transcript as partial. NCBI's taxonomy places the organism in Eukaryota, Metazoa, Chordata, Actinopteri, Scombriformes, Scombridae. Gene Ontology annotation, biological process: gluconeogenesis; glucose 6-phosphate metabolic process; glycolytic process. Gene Ontology annotation, cellular component: cytosol. The transcript has 8 exons. The record is from RefSeq and is a predicted model, not a curated record.
UUAAACCUUCAUCUUUGUGUUUCAGGUUUUGAGAACUUUGAGCAGCUUCUUGCUGGAGCUCACUGGAUGGACAAUCAUUUCCGCAGCGCCCCUCUGGAGCAGAACCUGCCCGUCCUGCUGGCCAUUCUGGGCGUCUGGUACAUCAACUUCUUCCAGGCGGAGACUCACGCCAUGCUGCCCUACGACCAGUACAUGCAUCGCUUCGCUGCGUACUUCCAGCAGGGUGACAUGGAGUCCAACGGGAAGUACAUCACCAAAGAUGGCACCCGUGUCAACUACCACACCGGACCAAUCGUUUGGGGUGAGCCCGGGACCAACGGCCAGCACGCCUUCUACCAGCUCAUCCACCAAGGCACUCGUAUGAUUCCUGCCGACUUCCUCAUUCCUGCUCAGACACAGCAUCCAAUCAGGAACAACCUUCACCACAAGAUCCUGGCGGCGAACUUCCUGGCCCAGACAGAAGCUCUGAUGAAGGGUAAAACUUCAGACGAGGCUCGUAAGGAGCUGGAAGCCGGCGGCAUGAAAGGAGAAGCUCUGGACAAGCUGCUGCCACACAAAGUAUUCGAAGGAAACAAGCCAAGCAACUCCAUUGUAUUCAAGAAGCUGAGUCCGUUCAUGCUGGGAGCUCUGGUUGCCAUGUACGAACACAAGAUCUUCGUUCAGGGCACCAUGUGGGACAUCAACAGCUACGAUCAGUGGGGUGUUGAACUGGGAAAGCAGCUGGCCAAGAAGAUCGAGCCGGAGCUGCAGGACGACUCUGAGGUCACCUCUCACGACUCCUCCACCAACGGCCUCAUCAGCUUCCUGAAGAAGAACUUCGCCUGAAUCCUCCUCGUCUUCCUCCUUCCUCUUCCUCACCAUGUACUCCUCAUCGGCUGAAUCCUCCACAGUCCUGUCCUCUGUCUGACCCGCGCGAACGAGCACUUUAAUGUUUGUGAUGUUGUGUUGAAUCUGUGUGAGACUCGACUUUACAUGUAGACGUGUUUAAUUUGGAAAGGGAAUCAGUUGCUUUUAUGUGGGAGGGCAGAGAAUCGUCCCUCUAAAACGUGCAGAUAUUGCUGUAGGUGACAACACACACUUCACAUAGUCAGCACUGACUUUGAAAUAAAGUCCUGUUUGUCACUGAA